This is a messenger RNA of Hippocampus comes (tiger tail seahorse), 1727 nucleotides long. It is a transcript of the gene strada, whose product is annotated as STE20 related adaptor alpha. The transcript is spliced from 13 exons. Gene Ontology annotation, biological process: protein phosphorylation; activation of protein kinase activity; protein export from nucleus. Gene Ontology annotation, molecular function: ATP binding; protein serine/threonine kinase activator activity; protein kinase activity. The record is from RefSeq and is a predicted model, not a curated record. Bases 178 to 1479 code for a protein of 433 amino acids. Gene Ontology annotation, cellular component: serine/threonine protein kinase complex. NCBI's taxonomy places the organism in Eukaryota, Metazoa, Chordata, Actinopteri, Syngnathiformes, Syngnathidae.
AUGACGUUUGUCAUGAGCGACACCAACAGUUAGCUCUCGGCGGUGCCCCCAGGAUGGAAAGCUUGUUUACUUGUGUUAAUGUAAAAUUUUAGUCAAAUCUUUGUCGUUCCGCACAUUGUAUGGUUUAAACGGUAUUCCCUGGACUUGGUUUCAAGAUUAGAUGAAACAAAGGGAUCAAUGUCUUUUCUUCGUUGGGUGUCUGAGAAAUUGAGUGUGGAGAGCCUGCGGGAUUUGGAGUUGUUUGGAGAGCAAUCUCAGGAACUCUGUCACGGGGAAGCCCAUGAGGACAGUAGGGAAAGCGUGACGUCCCUCCCACGUCGAGACACCAUGGGCAGCUUCCUCCCCGACAGCAGCGCCUAUCAGCUGCUCGCUGUUAUCGGUCAAGGCCUGGACCACCUGAUGACGGUGAACCGGGCCCAAUACAGACCCACUGGGGAGCACGUGGCCAUACGACGCAUCGACCUGGAGUCAUGCACGAACGACAUGGUCGCGUACCUGCAGGCCGAGCUGCACGUGUCCAAGUUGUUUCAUCACCCCAGCAUUUUGCCCUAUAAAAGUGUCUUCAUCGCCGAGAACGAGCUGUGGGUCAUCACUCCGUUAAUGGCGUAUGGCUCGGCCAGAGAGCUUGUCAGCACAUAUUUUCCUGACGGAAUGAGUGAGCUCACCAUCGCGUACAUCCUACUGGGCAUCCUCAAAGCCCUGGAGUACAUCCACCAAAUGGGAUAUGUGCACAGGAGCGUGAAGGCCAGCCACGUGCUGAUUGCCGCUGACGGCCAGGUGCGCAUGUCUGGCCUUCGCAGCAUCUUCAGCCUGAUCCGACACGGCCAGCGGGCCAAGGUGGUGCAUGACUUCCCGCAGAACAGCGUCAAGAUGUUGCCGUGGCUCAGCCCCGAGGUGCUGCAACAGAACCUACAGGGCUAUGACUUUCGCUCAGACAUCUACAGCCUGGGCAUCACAGCAUGUGAGCUAGCUAACGGACACGUCCCCUUUAAGGACAUGCCAGCUACACAAAUGCUGCUGGAGAAGCUAAACGGGACAGUGCCGUGCUUGCUGGACACCACCACUAUCCCGCCGGAGGAGCUCUCCAUGAAGCCGUCGCGCUCCGGCGCAGACUCGGGCAUCUGCGAAGGACCGGGAGGAGGCGGCAGCGUUGGCGGAGUCCGCCACUCCAACGGCGAACCAGCUCCCUCCUCCUCGUCUGCACACCCGUACAAUCGCAGUUUCUCGCCGCACUUUCACGCCUUUGUCGAGUUGUGUCUUCAGAGGGACCCGGAGAAGAGACCCUCUGCCUCCGCUCUCAUAGGUCAUCCCUUUUUUAAACAGAUCAAACGGCGUCCCUCCGAGGCGCUGCCCGAGCUGCUGAGGCCCGCGUCGCCCAUUGGCAGUGGCGAAAGCUCACAGCUGCAGCCAUCACCGUCCAGGCUGGCCAGCCUCGAAUCGGGCCUCAGCCACCUGGACGUGGACGACUGGGACUUCUGACGUCGGCGGACAGGGACGAGCCGUGUCCGUGUGUAAAUAAAUAGACGUUGCUUUUCUCAGAGGUGACGAGCCGGUCGCUGUUUCACUUCCUUUGACGUCUCUUGUCAUUGUCUUAAAAUGGCCUCCUUUUCCUCUCAGGCUUUGUACAGAAGAUACUCUACCUCGCACUCAACCCACACGCUUGCAUGUUCGUUUACUGGCUCCUGUGCAUGAAUGUUACAGAUUUGACAAUAAAAGCAAUGUUUCCA